UCAAAAAAUUAUUAAACUUGUCAAUUUCUUGUUGGUAGAUACAGUAGUUUUUGUUUUUUCUUCAAAACUCUCUUCCAUUCAACGUGCAAAAUCUCGAAAUUAAUAAAAUCAAAGUAUAUCGAAAAUGUCAUUCAACCAACGUGAAACACUCUCAAUCCACAUUGGACAAGCAGGCAUUCAAAUUGGUAGUGAACUGUGGAAAUUAUAUAGCAUCGAGCAUGGUAUUUCUGCCAGUGGAAAACUGGAAAAUCAUGGAGAUGCUUGUACUGAAACCGGUCGAAAUACAUUUUUUGAAGAGACAAAUCGCGAAAAAUUUGUGCCAAGAUCAAUUUUCAUCGAUACUGAACCGUCCAUAAUUGAUGAAUUGCGCAGAUGUGAUUAUCGAGAGCUCUAUAAUCCAAAUUAUUUAUUCAGUGGCAAAGAAGAUUCGGCAAAUAAUUUUGUUCGUGGAUAUCAUACGCUUGGCCGUGUAUUAAUCGAAUCAGUGAAUGAAAAAAUACGUCAAAUUAUUGAACAUACAAAUAACUUGCAAGGAUUUUUCUUGUAUCAUUCAUUUGGUGGUGGAACCGGCUCUGGAUUUUCAGCAAAAUUAUUGGAAACACUGGUCGACGACUAUCCUCGUCUAACUAAACUACAAGUGGCUAUUCAUCCAGCACCGAGCAUAUCGUCCACAAUCGUUGAACCAUAUAACUCAGUGUUAACGACACAUUCAACGCUAGAUCAAGUAGACUGUGCAUUUAUGUUUGAUAACCAGGCAAUGUAUGAUAUAAUGCGUGAUAAAGUGUGUAUUGAACAGCCGACAUAUGCACAUUUAAAUCGUUUGAUGAGUCAAGUUCUGUCCGGAAUUACGGCAUCGUUGCGUUUUAAUGGAUCACUAAAUGUGGAUUUAGAUGAUUUUCAAACGAAUUUGGUGCCAUUUCCACGCAUUCAUUUUCCAAUCGCAUCGUAUGCACCCGUAAUGAAUGCAACAAAGGAAACGUACGAACCAGCAACCGUGUCUGAUAUCACACAGCAAGUGUUUGAUUCAAGCAACUUAAUGAUGAAAUGCGAUCUAACGGUAGGCAAAUUUAUGGCCUGUUGCUUACUUUAUCGUGGAGAUGUUGUUGCAAAAGACAUCAAUAGUGCCAUUCAAUCGAUUAAAAAUCAACGUAUGAUUCAAUUUGUUGAUUGGUGUCCAACGGGAUUUAAAAUCGGCAACAAUAACAAACCACCCGUAUCAGUGCCGCACAGUGAGCUAUCAUCAUGUGUACGUGGUGUGUCAAUGCUUGCCGCAACAACAGCCAUCCAAGGUGUGUUCGGUGCGCUCAAUCGGAAAUUCGAUAUGAUGUAUCAUAAACGAGCAUUCUUGCAUUGGUAUCUCGACGAAGGUAUGGAACUGUAUGAGUUUGACGAAGCACGCACCAACUUGGCAGUUUUAGAAAAAGACUACGAAGAAGUUAAUAUCGAUUUAUAACUUAUCUGCGUGAAAAUUUUCAACACACUUUUCUUUAUUGCCGUUCAAUAAAAAACCGUUUCAACUUUAAAACCUUCAAACUGUAUUCAUUUUGUUACUGUUUGAGCUAAAAUUUAUGUAUGAGCUCUGAUUUUUUACUGAUUCUUUUUUAUGAACAAAAAAAACACACACACUUCAGCCAUGGAUUUAUUGACAAAACAUACAACACUGAACGAAAUGAAAUUUUCGUAAUUUUUUAUUGUAAAAUUUUUACCGCGGACCUUGGAUAUUUAAUUUUUUUUUCAAUGCGAACUCGCCAAAUGGAACAUUCAAAUUAAGUUUCAUAAAAAAUUUCAAAUUCUUUGUUUUUUUAAAUUCGAAAUUAAAUUAUAUUUUAUAAAAAUGAA
Molecule: messenger RNA, 1839 nt
Organism: Sitodiplosis mosellana (orange wheat blossom midge)
Lineage: Eukaryota; Metazoa; Arthropoda; Insecta; Diptera; Cecidomyiidae
Product: tubulin alpha-8 chain-like
Exons: 1
Coding region: 125-1453 (442 amino acids)
Biological process (GO): microtubule cytoskeleton organization; mitotic cell cycle
Cellular component (GO): microtubule; cytoplasm
Molecular function (GO): structural constituent of cytoskeleton; GTP binding
Source: RefSeq, a predicted model, not a curated record